GCUUUUUAAAAAUCACUCUUCUUGAAAAGGAGAGGGAAAACAAGAAGUUAAUUUUAUUAGAUUUUUGAAGUGCUGAUCAUAAUUGAAUUAUUUCCCUGAUGACCUGGCAGCAUCUCACCAAGAUUUGUCCUUGGAAUGUCACUGAACUUUUCAAGAACUUUGAGUUCUCUUUACUUUUGUCUGGGGUUGGGAAAAUGAGUAUUCAUUUCUGUAAUUGUUAAUCUGAAUGUUCUAAGGAAGAGAAAUACGGAAUAUCCCUUUAAUCACUGACCUUUAUUUCCGACCCUGCAUUUUUUCUUAAAAAAUAAAUAUACAGUUUCCAAAGGGAAGCAACAACACUGGCUAUCAACAUGUAGAAUCCAUCUGGCACUGUAUGGGUAAAAACAUGCCCAGAAUGCUUUCCACUUAUUCUUCACCAUGGUGCCGCAAACUGGGUCAGGAUUAUCCCUGUUUUACAAAUGAGGUGGCUGGAGCCAGAGAGGUAAAGCCAGCCCUCUUCAGGGCCACACAUCCAGGAAGGGUGAGAGCCCAGAUGAGGGAGGAUUGAGGGUGGGGCUGCGCCAUUACUGCCGAGCACCGCCUUCUGCUACAUCUUGCUGGGGCCGUGGUAUGUAGGACCAAUGUCAGCCCAAUGGGUCAUUUGUUCCCAGAGAUCCAGUUUGACCUCUGAUACCUAACAGGGUUCCUGGAGCAUGACAGACACUCAGUAAAUAUUUGUUAAAUCAGUAUAUUAUCAAAGCCAAAGAAUUCAUUAAGAUUUAUCAUCUCGUCCUGGAGACUGCCCUUGGCCUUGCUGAAUCUAUUUUGAAACCUCUUUGCAGGACCAGUCCUGCUGCUGUUUUAGAAGACAUGUGGUGUAUAUAAAGUUUGUGAUAGUUGGCGGAAAUUUUGGAAUUUAGAUAAUGGGCUGUGUGCAAUGUAAGGAUAAAGAAGCAACAAAACUGACGGAGGAGAGGGAUGGCAGCCUGAACCAGAGCUCCGGGUACCGCUAUGGCACAGACCCCACCCCUCAGCACUACCCCAGCUUCGGCGUGACCUCCAUCCCAAACUACAACAACUUCCACGCAGCCGGGGGCCAAGGACUCACAGUCUUUGGGGGUGUGAACUCUUCGUCUCAUACUGGGACCUUGCGUACGAGAGGAGGAACAGGAGUGACACUGUUUGUGGCCCUUUAUGACUAUGAAGCACGGACGGAAGAUGACCUGAGUUUUCACAAAGGAGAAAAAUUUCAAAUAUUGAACAGCUCGGAAGGAGAUUGGUGGGAAGCCCGCUCCUUGACAACAGGAGAGACAGGUUACAUCCCCAGCAAUUACGUGGCUCCCGUCGACUCUAUCCAGGCAGAAGAGUGGUAUUUUGGAAAACUUGGCCGAAAAGAUGCUGAACGACAGCUUUUGUCCUUUGGAAACCCAAGAGGUACCUUUCUUAUCCGUGAGAGUGAAACCACCAAAGGUGCCUAUUCACUUUCUAUCCGUGAUUGGGAUGAUAUGAAAGGAGACCAUGUCAAACAUUAUAAAAUUCGCAAACUUGACAAUGGUGGAUACUACAUUACCACCCGGGCCCAGUUUGAAACACUUCAGCAGCUUGUGCAACAUUACUCAGAGAGAGCCGCAGGUCUCUGCUGCCGCCUAGUAGUCCCCUGUCACAAAGGGAUGCCAAGGCUUACCGAUCUGUCUGUCAAAACCAAAGAUGUCUGGGAAAUCCCUCGAGAAUCCCUGCAGUUGAUCAAGAGACUGGGAAAUGGGCAGUUUGGGGAAGUAUGGAUGGGUACCUGGAAUGGAAACACAAAAGUAGCCAUAAAGACUCUUAAACCAGGCACAAUGUCCCCUGAAUCCUUCCUCGAGGAAGCGCAGAUCAUGAAGAAGUUGAAGCAUGACAAGUUGGUCCAGCUCUACGCAGUGGUGUCCGAGGAGCCCAUCUACAUUGUCACCGAGUAUAUGAAUAAAGGAAGUUUACUUGACUUCUUAAAAGAUGGAGAAGGAAGAGCUCUGAAAUUACCAAAUCUUGUGGACAUGGCAGCACAGGUUGCUGCAGGAAUGGCUUACAUCGAACGCAUGAAUUAUAUCCACAGAGAUCUGCGAUCAGCAAACAUUCUAGUGGGGAAUGGACUAAUAUGCAAGAUUGCUGACUUUGGACUGGCCCGGUUGAUCGAAGACAAUGAAUACACAGCCAGACAAGGUGCAAAAUUCCCCAUUAAGUGGACGGCCCCUGAAGCAGCCCUGUAUGGCAGGUUCACAAUCAAGUCUGAUGUGUGGUCUUUUGGAAUUUUACUCACAGAGCUGGUCACCAAAGGAAGAGUGCCAUACCCAGGCAUGAACAACCGGGAGGUGCUGGAGCAGGUGGAGCGCGGCUACAGGAUGCCCUGUCCGCAGGACUGCCCCAUCUCUCUGCAUGAGCUCAUGAUCCACUGCUGGAAAAAGGACCCCGAAGAACGCCCCACUUUUGAGUACUUGCAGGGCUUCCUGGAAGACUACUUUACCGCGACAGAGCCGCAGUACCAACCUGGUGAAAACCUGUAAGGCCCGGGCCUGCAGAGAGAGGCCUUGUCCCAGAGGCUGCCCCACCCCUCCCCAUUAGCUUUCAAUUCCGUAGCCAGCUGCCCCUGAGCAGCAAGAACCGUCCAGGAUCAGAUUGCAUGUGACUCUGAAGCUGAUGAACUUCCUCAUUAAUGACACUUGUCCCCAAAUCCGAACCUCCUCUGUGAAGCAUUCGAGGCAGAACCUUGUUAUUUCUCAGACUUUGGAAAAUGCAUUGUUAUCGAUGUUAUGUAAAAGGCCAGACCUCUGUUCAGUGUAAAUAGUUACUCCAGUGCCAACGAUCCUAGUGCUUUCCUUUUUUUAAAAUGCAAAUCCUAUGUGAUUUUAACUCUGUCUUCACCUGAUUCAACUAAAAAAAAAAGUAUUAUUUUCCAAAAGUGGCCUCUUUGUCUAAAACAAUAAAAUUUUUUUUCAUGUUUUAACAAAAACCAAUCAGGACAGGUGUUUGUUUUUUUUUUCUUUUUUAUAACUAUGAAUAUAUAUAAUAUAUAUGUCCCUGUACAUAUACAAUGUGGGUGCUAACGUGGAGACUGUGGCCAGCCUAGACCACAAAGCUGCAGGACCCAGAGUGAGGAUUUUACUGCAAAAUCAACAUCAAAGCACUGGUGUUACUCUGAAAACCAGUGACCUCUUUUUUGGCUUUUGCAAAGCAUGAUUUUUUUUUCAUUAGGUUGCACUUUUUUGGUUCAUGACUGUACCUGUAGAUGGUUGUUAACCUUGACUCUUUUCAGGAACUUCCCCCAAGCUGAAUUCAAGAGUUCUGUUACCAGUAUUUGCUUCGACUUACUGCGGUUUGUUCUUGAAACUUAAAAGCAAGCAUAUUUAAGCAAGCAAAUGGCCAAUACUACCAAGGGAACUGGAAGAUGGAUACCACACAAACUUCUUGUAUAAAAUUAUGAAUGCUGAAAUGUUUCAGACGUUUUUUAUUUAAUAAACCUUGUAACCACAUUUAAAUGGUCUAAAACCCAUAGCAUUGUAGUCAUGGCAACCUGCUAAACUUUCUCAUACAACUAAAAUUUAUGGGGAAGGUGAGGGUGGAGGGUUGUACAUUUCCCAUUGUAAAAUAAGUGUUUUGAAUGUCCUGUACUGCUAAUGAAUGACUUUCUAUAUGUCCAAGAGUUCUCCAGUGGAAUAACUAUGCACUACUUUACAUUUCAUGGGGAUGCACAAAAAAAAGUAUUACAUUUUUAGUUGCUGUUUGUACCAACCUUGAAUUACAUAUGUUUAACAACAACAAAUCAGAAAUCCUAUUUCUAUUGAGUUUUUAAUGCCGAGUAGCACCUCUGAAGUCUUAAUUCCUUUUUUGUUAUGAUUUAUUUGUGAGUUUACAUUUUUAAAUUGUUUAACUUUCUUAAUUUAGUAAUUAAAAAGAGAGCAUUUUACAUUU
Messenger RNA from Microcebus murinus (gray mouse lemur), 3921 nucleotides. It is a transcript of the gene FYN, whose product is annotated as FYN proto-oncogene, Src family tyrosine kinase. Gene Ontology annotation, molecular function: protein tyrosine kinase activity; ATP binding; protein binding. Gene Ontology annotation, biological process: protein phosphorylation. The record is from RefSeq and is a predicted model, not a curated record. NCBI's taxonomy places the organism in Eukaryota, Metazoa, Chordata, Mammalia, Primates, Cheirogaleidae.